This is a messenger RNA of Penaeus monodon (black tiger shrimp), 1596 nucleotides long. RefSeq lists its product as uncharacterized. The transcript is spliced from 2 exons. Lineage: Eukaryota; Metazoa; Arthropoda; Malacostraca; Decapoda; Penaeidae. The record is from RefSeq and is a predicted model, not a curated record. Bases 281 to 901 code for a protein of 206 amino acids.
GCAGCAACUGGUAGCGAUGCCGAGAUACUGGUGGGCCGUCAUGUUCGUCGUGGCCGUUGUGAUACUGAUGAUCAUGGCCUUCGUGCUCGUCCUGUCGCUGUACCAGAGCGUGAGGGAGCGAGAGAUGCCCGAGUUCUACCAGGGAGCCGAGCUGGUGCACCGCCACAUCUGGCUCUCGCAGAAAGGAAAAUACUACGAAUAAUAUUGCGCCUGCCCCUGGGCCGACCCGGAGAAGCUGCGCGCUGCGGCUCACUCCAGGGUCCAGGGGCACGUCGCUCCCAUGCCAGGCCUCCGCCCCAUCCAGGGCCCUCGGCCGAGCUUCUCCAGGAGUCGGGUUCCUCCCCCGACGAUCACUCUCGGGAGCAAGAGCCAGUCCUUGGGCGACCUCCUGGACGCGCGCCCUCGCCUGCAGCCGCCCGUGAGUCCGGGAGCGAAGAGCCACUCGUUCCUGGACUCGGAGGCCGGCUUCCACCCCGACUUCCAGGAGCAGAUCUCGCCCGGGUUCCGAGGCCACCAGCGGAGGCCGAGCUACACCAGGUUCCAGUACCCCGCCGGACCGAGAUACAGCAGCGAGCACCUGAGGGACCCUGGACCCAGGAGCCCUUCCAGGAUCCCGAGGCCCGUCACGGCAGCGCCUCCUCGGGGGCAGUACCACCUCCACGACGAACAGGGACCCAGAAGUCCUUCCAGGAUCCCAGUGCCGAUCCACGCAGGACCUCCCAAGAGCCCGCCCACUUUCCAGGGCCGGUCGACCCGUUCUAAGUCCCUGGAAGGAUCUCUGGCGCAAGGGUUCUCGGAGGCGGCCGUACUGCAGGAAGACCCUCCGGGAUUCAGCCUCUCGAGAAGUCCUAAAAUAUCCUGGAUUCUGAACGACCAGGAGGUUCGCGAGGCGCGCUGCUAAGAGCUCGGAGCCAGCCAGGGUCAUGCUCGGGGCAGGAACUUCAUCUCUUACGCUGUAGUUGUGACUGAUUGGUCUUGAAUCACAUGUACUCUUGCUUAAAGAUCUGACUUCACAUCUAAAGACUUCGCCAACAUUGACACAUUCAUAGGCCUAGACAACAGAAAGAACUUGUAUACACAGAAUCCUGAAGACAACCUCCACCAAGAUAUAAUCUCCAUUUCUCUACCUUUCUAAAAUUUCUACAGAAACACCAAAUGUUAUAUUUUUUAGCGCUUCUCCAGGUUGUAAAAUAUAAUUUUCAUGCACAAAAAUGUGUUGCCACAAUUUUUUUUCAGGACAAUAAGCAAAUAUUCGAUUGAGGUCGCCAUAACGAGUGCCAUAAAACGGUUUAACGUACACGCAGGAAGGGUUAGGAAAAGGGAAAGGAAUAAUGAAAUUCCCUUUUCCUGGUAAACACAGCUUGGUAAUAGUUAUUUGUCAGUUAAUAAACGUAUGGGUAGAAUAGAAUGUCAUACUAUUUGUAUUAAAAGAUUAAUUUUGUAAAUAAUAAUAGCUAUAUGAACUCUUCUAAUUACUGCGUCUAUUGGAAUAGAAGUAAUAAAAAUGUAAACCAAAAGGAUCUGCAGUAGUUUGUGCUUCAGGUGAAAACGUUUUCUAUAAUACAUUAUAAGGAUAACUGUAAUAGUUCCUCAUGU